AUGAAUAUUUGCUUAGUAAAUGAUAAACCAAUUAAAUUAUUACUUGGCAUCGAGUCUCUGUGUAAUAUUGGAUUUAUCUGGUAUGUAUUCAAUUAUUCUGAAGGAUUUCUACGAGCUUUGUUACCACCAAUUGUUGAAAAUUUUGAAAUAACACCAUUAGCAGAACACUUUUUACUCUGGUGGAUGUCGAGUAUAUUUACUCUAACAUGUUUAAUGCUGGCUGCGAUACCUAGUAAAUAUUCGACAAACACGUUGACUGUAGGUUUAAUUCAUGUUAGACGAUUUAUUUAUUGGAGUUUAUUCGGUAGUGAGAUAUUGUGUUCGGGAUUAUUAAUCUAUCUUAUGCAAUAUUUUGCUGAGGAACAUUGGACACUCUUCGGUUACGCAUUACUUCUAAUAUUUACUAUAUUACCACUUUGGAGAUUAUUCGUGUUAUUCAUAAAAAACAGUUGGUUUGGUCAUAUUGAAAAUAUGGACGAGACGAAAACCGACAAACUCAAAAAUAACUAG
Messenger RNA from Didymodactylos carnosus, 510 nucleotides. The record is from the annotation of a GenBank genome assembly. Lineage: Eukaryota; Metazoa; Rotifera; Eurotatoria; Philodinida; Philodinidae.